Molecule: messenger RNA, 606 nt
Organism: Miscanthus lutarioriparius
Lineage: Eukaryota; Viridiplantae; Streptophyta; Magnoliopsida; Poales; Poaceae
Source: the annotation of a GenBank genome assembly
AUGGCGGGCGAGGAGGCUGCAGAGAGCAGCAGGAGGAGGACGUUGAUGAUGCCCAACUCAACUGGUGCUGCGCCGGAAGCCCCAAGAACGGGCGAGCCUAAGGAAUCGCUCGCCCCGGCGUCACCCUUCUGUGAAUGCCCUGUCUGCAAGGGUGUGGUGCUGAAAGAGAAUAUCACUCCGAUAUAUGGAAGAGGCAGUGAAGAAGGGGAGUCCACCGCCAACCCUGACUUGCCGCCCAGGCCUCGAGCACACAGAAGGGAGAGCCAGAGGCAGCAGCUGCAAAUGGCGGGAACGGAGGGGAAAGCAAGAGAAAUGGCAAGGGUGCUGAUACAAGACGAGAACCAGGGUUGGGACGCAACCCCAGCGAGGGUCCAGACGACUUCGGUUCCUGCAGCCCGGCAAAGGGCUGGCGCUCGGAGACAGCGAAGGCAGGAUAGCAAUGCUGCACAGGUGGUUCUUGCAGCUCCUCAGCAGUCAUCGUCUAUGAAACAGCUAUCAACUUCUAGCACUGCAGCUGCUAUAGUGGGCGAGCCAGGGCCAAGUAGUCGGUCAAGAACGCCUUCGGAGUCUCCAACCAUAAGAAGAACAAGGAGGAGGCCACAGUAG